Messenger RNA from Spirometra erinaceieuropaei, 505 nucleotides. Lineage: Eukaryota; Metazoa; Platyhelminthes; Cestoda; Diphyllobothriidea; Diphyllobothriidae. The record is from the annotation of a GenBank genome assembly.
AUGAGCUUAUGGUGCGCUCCACGGACAACAGAGGCAUUCGAAGUGACGAAGGGGGUGAAGCAGCUUUGCGUUCUCACACCUACCCUCUUCGGUCUCAUGUUCUCUGCCAUGCUGAUGGACGCCUACCGCGACGAACGUCCACCAAAAUUCGCAUCGCCUACAGGAUGGGCGGCCAACGCCUCAAUCCUGUAGGCGGGUGCACUUCCAGCCGCGUGUAUCCACUGCUACCACCCAAAGACUUCUCUUCGCCUACGACUGUGAAGCCAACACUACGACUGAAGAAGAGAUGCAACGAAGCAUGGAUCUCUAUGCCUCCGACUGUGCCCACUUCGGACCGACCAUCAACACAUACCGGCCGGUGGUCACGCAUCGAACACAACCCAACGCUGAGUACAGUGCCGCUUGUAUCCGCGUCAGCGACAACGAACUGAAAACCGUGGAUAACUUCAACUACCUAGGCAGCAAAGUUUCACGCUGCAUCAGAAUCGAUGGCAAAGUCAGCUAA